Molecule: messenger RNA, 2735 nt
Organism: Perca fluviatilis (European perch)
Lineage: Eukaryota; Metazoa; Chordata; Actinopteri; Perciformes; Percidae
Product: replication protein A 70 kDa DNA-binding subunit-like
Exons: 17
Coding region: 88-2073 (661 amino acids)
Biological process (GO): telomere maintenance via telomerase; nucleotide-excision repair; double-strand break repair via homologous recombination
Cellular component (GO): DNA replication factor A complex; nucleus
Molecular function (GO): damaged DNA binding; single-stranded telomeric DNA binding
Source: RefSeq, a predicted model, not a curated record
UCUCGCGAUAAGUUAUAUUCCUUUAACUUGGCUACGCAUAAAAAAGCAAAAGUCUGCUGGCUUUGAGGAGCACUUUACUUGUGAGACAUGGGUGUAAUACUCACACAGGGUGCAAUUGAAGCCCUGUUAAAAGGAUCACUGAUGAGCAACCCAGUGCUGCAGCUGCUGAACCUCCGUCAGGUCAGUAAUGGCUCUGGUCCACCCAGGUUCCGGCUCUUGAUGAGUGAUGGUCAGCACUAUUUUACUUCCUUCCUGCUGGCCACACAGUUAAACAAUCUGCCCGAAGAGAACCUCCUGGUACCUAACUGUGUGUGUAUGUUGAAGAAGACAACCGUCAACACAUUGUCAGAUGGCAGGCGUGUGGUGGUUGUGAUGGACAUGGAGAUACUGCAAUCAGCCGAGGAAACUGGAGGGAAGAUUGGAAAUCCUACUCCAUAUAAUACAGUUGACAUGUCAUCUCCACAGCAGUCGGCCUCAAGUACCUCUGUCCCGGUAUCCCCUCCAUCUGCUGAGGUACCUGGACCCUCCUAUAAGAACACCAGCACCCUUUCUCCUCCCCGAGGUUUUACGGGAAAGUCACCCAUGAAGGCUUCACCAAUGAAGUCUUCACCAAUGAAGUUUUCACCCAUGAAGGCUUCACCAAUGGCUUCACCCAUGAAGGCUUCACCCAUGAAGGCUUCGCCAAUGGCUUCACCCAUGAAGGCUUCGCCAAUGAAGUUUUCACCCAUGAAGGCUUCACCCAUGAAGGCUACCAGCACUUCUCCUGGUUCUUCAACAAAAGUGAUUCCUAUAGCAAUCCUUAACCCCUACCAAAGCAAGUGGACUGUCAGAGCCCGAGUCACCAGCAAGUCCAGUAUCCGCACCUGGAGUAACUCUAGAGGAGAGGGCAAGCUUUUCUCCUUUGAGAUAGUGGAUGAGAGUGGAGAAAUCAAGAUUACAGCCUUCAAUAAAGAAGUGGACAAGUUUUUCUCUCUAGUGGAGCAAGGCAAGGUGUACUACAUAACCAAGGCUACACUGAAGGUGGCCAACAAACAGUACAACACACUGAAGCACAACUACGAGAUGACCCUCCACGCUCAGUCGUCCAUCGUGCCAUGUGAUGACAAUCAGGGCAUCCCUGCAGUGCACUGUGACUUUGUGCCCAUCGCAGAGCUGGAGAACCGAGACAAGGACGCCAUCAUUGAUGUGAUUGGAGUGUGUAAGAGUGCUGAGGAUGUAUCCCGUAUCACCACUAAGACCAGCAGAGAAGUCUCCAAGAGGGCCCUCGACAUAAUAGACACAACUGGCAAAGUGGUGACAGUCACACUGUGGGGAGAGGAGGCGGAGAAGUUUGAUGGUUCCGGGGAGCCUGUAGUCGCCAUCAAAGGAGCUCGCUUAUCUGAUUUUGGGGGCAUAUCUCUCUCUGCUUUGUUCAGUUCAACAGUCAUGGUCAACCCAGACAUACCGGAGGCCUUUAGUCUGCGGGCCUGGUAUGACCAGAGAGGCUAUGCGCUUGACAGCCAAUCCCUGACAGAGACGAGGUCAGUGGGGAGCGGCGCAAAGGUGAACUGGAAAACACUGAGCGACGUUAAGAAUGAACAGUUGGGACAAGCAGAGAAGACGGACUAUUUCAGCUGCAUGGCGACAGUGAUAUACACUCGUAAGGAGAAUUGUCUAUACCAGGCCUGUCCAUCUGCAGACUGCAACAAGAAGGUCAUCGACCAACAAAACGGACUGUACCGCUGCGAAAAGUGUAACCAAGAGUUCCCUAACUUUAAAUACAGACUCCUACUUUCUGCCAACUUAGCAGACUUCGGGGAUAACCAGUGGGUGACAUGCUUCCAGGAGACAGCUGAGGUCCUGUUAGGUCACAGUGCAGAAACACUGGGACAGCUCAGAGACACAGACGAGGCUGCAUUCGAUGAAGUUUUUCAGAAAACCAACUUCACAACUCACAUCUUUAGAAACAAAGUCAAGCUGGAGACGUACAACGAUGAGAGUCGAGUAAAGGUAACUGUAAUGGAAGUCCAGCCAGUUAACCACAGGGAGUACAGCAGGAGACUCCUCAGUAACAUCCGUAAAUUGGCCAGAUGAACUCUGUCCCAGUCAUCCAAACGCCUGCCUGGUGAUUAGUCUUCCACUGGUCUCUGACUGGUGUCUGACUUUUUCUAUCAGCGAGAUAGCAGCAUAUCUGACUGAGGCAGCAGAGGGGCGGCCAGUGAUUCAUCUAAUUAAAUGGCAGCUGAAUAAAAGGCUGGUAUUUAGUAGUUCACUUCCUUGAACAGGCCAUUUGUGAAACACUGGAAACGUGAUGGAAAUGACUUUUACCUUUUUAAUUUAAUGACAUUUCAACAGAGCUUUGAUUAUUUGAUUACACAUAACCAGUUUAAGACCUGCUUACAUUUUUCUUAUGUUUCAUGUAUCAUACAUGCUAAGAUCACAGCGUUUUAUCUUUUUUUAUAUACAAAUUAUGUAUCUCUUUGGUGUUAAAUCUGUGGUGGUGAUGCUCAGUGUGAGUUGAGUGAGACGUAGAUGAGUCAGAUUUUAUUUAACUUUCUUUGUUUCAGUUUAAAGAUAAAAGCAUGUCAAAAUGAUGUGCAACAUUCAUGUGAACGCAUUUGUUUUAACUGUUUUACACAUUUUGUACUGCUUGUUUAAAUUAUUUUUUGAGUUAAAAAAAUUUGUUUGGUUUGCUUCUGCGCUUCCAAAAAAUGUCAAAAAAGGAAUGAGGGACUUAAAGGAUGUCAAGAUAAAAA